UGGGUGGCCGGGCGAGUUUCGCGGAUCGUCUCGCUGCCUCGAUCCGCUCCGUGGCUUUUGCUUCUGCUGCUGCUGGUUCUCUCGCCGCGUCGGCAUGGACCCGCCUCGGUUUCGCUUCCGACCGCCGUUCUUCUACGGCUGUCUUCUCCUCCUGCCCCUGCUGCUCGACAGCCUGGUUGUUUUCCAGACCUAUGCGGUAGAUUUGGAGGUGAAAGAUGACUUGAACGUGUCUUGUCUCUUUGCAAAAUGGAUGGUGAAAUUCUCUCUAGACUACGAAGGAACCGAUGAAACUAAAACGUCUACGUUUAUGCUCCCGGAAGACCUGAGCUACAUGGGGACCUCCUGCGGGAAUGACACCUCGGACCCCGUCCUUUCCAUCGAGUUUGGGGACGGGAAUUCUUGGACCAUCCGUUUUACGAAGACCAAAGACACUUAUCAAGGAGUCAUCACUUUUGUCUAUAACACCGGAGACUCGAAGUUCUUUCCGGAUGCUAAACGGAAAGAACGAAUAACCGUUGUGGCCAAUUUUCCUGCCAACCCAGUUCCGCUAAAUACGGUGUUUACUUGUGACACUGAGGACAUAGUGAAAAGUGGCGAUGUCACCCAGACGUUCCAAAGUGUAACUCUGCAAACUUUCCUUCAAGAUGGACACUUGAGUAGCCAGAAGACUCUGUGUGAUAACGACAUGAUAGCGUCCACUGUCCCUGCAGUCAGCCGAUCCAUCCUCUUGGCCGCUGGCAGUCCAGAGUCAAAUGCCACAGAAGCGCCAUCUCCUACCGUCCAGCCAGAGGAGAAACCUGCUUUAGGAAGCUACACCGUCAAAUCUGGCCCGGUUACUUGCAUUUUGGCAAACAUGGGUUUGCAACUGAACAUCACCCAGCAGGCUCCCACAAUUAUCAACUUCAAUCCAAACAGCACAGUGGCCUCUGGUAAUUGUGGCAAGACAACCGCUGUGCUUCGGUUGAGUGACGGAAACAAUAAGGUUGAUUUUCUCUUUGCUGUGAAAAAUUCUACCUCGUCGGAAAAAUUCUAUCUGAAAGGAGUGGAUAUCACUCUGACGGACUCGCCAAAUGCUAACACUUCGGCCUCAAAUCACACCCUCAACAACUGGGAAACAACCAUGGGGAACUCCUACCUUUGCCGGAAAGAAGAAUCGAUCUUUGUGAGCCCUGGCUAUAAAAUAAACAUCUUUGAUUUAAAGAUCCAGCCAUUUGGAGUGGAAGAAGGGCAAUUCUCAGCAGCGGGAGAAUGUUUGCUGGAUGAUGACACUGUUCUAAUCCCAAUUGUAGUUGGAGCCGCCCUGGCGGGUUUGGUUGUGAUCAUAGUGACCACUUAUUUAAUUGGCCGAAGGAAAACAUACGUGGGCUACCAAACUCUGUAGAGUCUGGUAUGACUGUUCUUCAGUGCUGGUGGGGAUUAACCUAGAAGCCAACUGUAAAAUUUGUGACUCUGUUUAGAAACGGGGGGAGCUCCUUCUUCCCUGAAACACAGCCAACAAUUGAUCGCAUCUAAUUGUAAGAAGGACUUUGCAAACUUGCGGCGGAGAGCUUAAGGAAUGGCCAAACUCGGCUCAAUUAACCAGGCUCAAUUUUAGGGUUUUAAAGAAAUAUAGGGGUGCAAAUCAAAGCAUUUGCUAAUUCUGUGUACAAACUGAUGGUUAACCUGCGUGCCGUAACAACUGUAACUUGGGAUUCUAGGCCUAUCUGCAAAGUUGUUUUCUUUCAGCGUGUGACACGGAACAAAGUAGUGGGUUAACUACUUCAGCCUGAGUAAGCUUAGUUAAUGCAUUCUCUCUCCCUCUCUCUCUCCCUCUCUCCUCUUUUUAAACAACAACAAAUAAUAGAAUGAGAACAUUGUCAUUUUCAUUAUCUUUAGUUUGGACACAAUCCAAAAGUAGAUGUCCAAGGAUUUAAAUUCCUCUCUAGCUGAAGGUUUUACUUACCAGCUGGGUGCAAAUAGAAGACAGGUGUUCAAAAAUCCAGAAUUUGCACUUUUUGUAUUUGCAGCCAUGUGUAAAUGGAACUGAGGAUCUUAGUCUCUGAAAGUUGCUCCUUCAAGUGCCUGUAACAUUUUAGUACAUACAUCCCCAUUGUAAGCCGCCUUAACAAAAUCAGCGUGCAAAGGGCUACUUUUUAAGGUCUUAUUUGUUUUAAUCAUCAUACAAAGACCAUUAAUGAUUGUAAGCGAACAUCAUAGCAGUGGGCUUCUCUGCCACUUCAGUCACUUUCAGAACUGGAUCUUAAGGUACUUUUAGUGCACUAGAACUCACUAGUUUACAAACAAUUUGUCAGCAUUCCAAAUAUCAUCCAGAAUUAAAUCAGAGUCCAAGGCAGAGUUCCAAUUUAA
Molecule: messenger RNA, 2346 nt
Organism: Thamnophis elegans (Western terrestrial garter snake)
Lineage: Eukaryota; Metazoa; Chordata; Lepidosauria; Squamata; Natricidae
Gene: LAMP2
Product: lysosomal associated membrane protein 2
Exons: 9
Coding region: 95-1381 (428 amino acids)
Cellular component (GO): membrane
Source: RefSeq, a predicted model, not a curated record